AAACUACAGCAUUUUGAAGCGAUUUUGGUGAUCAGAACCCAUGGAUAUUGAAAAAUGAAUUUGUAUCUAUAUUGCUGCAAGGAUGGAUUUAAUAUUCAAGACUGGCAUAUGAAUACAUUUCCAAGAAGUCCGAAUAAACGGAAUUAUCCAGUAUUAUCCACGAAUCGCUAUAUACAUGCUCAACAUUUUAGGUAAAGUCAAACUCAAAAA
This is a messenger RNA of Acanthoscelides obtectus, 210 nucleotides long. The record is from the annotation of a GenBank genome assembly. Lineage: Eukaryota; Metazoa; Arthropoda; Insecta; Coleoptera; Chrysomelidae.